AUGUCCACAGUUCCUGUACGGAGAACGUUGCGAACGACCCGCACGACCGCCAAGGAUAACGAAAACGCCCAUGCUCGUCCAUCUCGAAUUUCUUCUCGCGCGAAACCCCUUUCAUCAGUUUCUCAAAACGUUGUCUUGAAGGCGAAGUCUAUCGGUGACGCGAAGGAGGCCCCUGCUGGCAAGAGGAAACGUGAAGUUCUCACAGAGGUCACCUCACUCGUCACAAACAACGCCAGCCGACCAGUGAGGGAGAAAGGAAAGGAUGCUGCAUCCAAAAAGUUCGAUGGUGUUGUCAUCAGCAAAGCCAAACCUGCAUCUCGCCAGCCUCUGCGAACGAUCGCCUCAACAAGGCAGAACGUUGUCAAAGUUCACCAUGACUUGGAGAACGUCAAAGAGGAGCCAGAAGUAGUCACAGUCCACGAUGACCACGCCAUGGUUAUUUCCCCGCCCGUUGAGCGUACCCGCAUCACUAGGCAAAAGAACCGCUCUUCUGCUCAGCCCAGUCGCAUCCUACUGCAUCCCAACGAUGACGCGGAAGAUCAUCGGGUGGUUAAAAGACAGAGGACAUCUUCUGAAGCGCCCGAAGUCCCCGUCGACACGCAGUCUGCAGAAGCUGAGAUACAGAGGGACGAAGAUGCGGAAGCCGACGGAUUUGAAGAUGUACCCUUCGAAUUUGAGCCAGAAGCAGACCCCGAUGGUAAUGAGUGGGAUGACUUGGACGCCGAUGACGGGGAUGAUCCCCUGAUGGUCAAUGAGUAUGUUGUUGAGAUCUUCCAACACCUGAAGGAUAUCGAGGCUUUAACCAUGCCCAAUCCGAACUACAUGCAAACACAUAAAGAACUCUCAUGGCGGAUGCGUGGAAUCCUUUUGGACUGGCUGAUAAGCGUACAUGCUCGAUGCCGCCUCAACUCGGAGACGUUCCACCUCUGCACGAACAUCAUGGAUCGCUUCAUGUCACUGCGUGUCUGCUCCCUUGUAAAGUUCCAGCUAGUAGGUAUAACGUGCAUGUUCAUUGCGGCCAAGUACGAAGAGACCUACGGCACAUACACCGAAGCGCAGAUGUUCCAAGCUGAACGGUACAUCUUGAAGACGUUGGACUACAACUUGAAUCAUCCCAAUCCCAUGCAUUUCCUGAGGCGAAUAAGCAAGGCCGACGAUUUCAACGUUCGAGUCCGCACUUUGGGGAAGUACCUGUUGGAGAUUGGAUGCAUGGAGUGGAGGUUGCUUGCGGCACCGCCGUCGUUAUUGGCCGCUGCAGCAAUGUGGUUGGCGCGGCUAGCGUUGCAUAUGGAAGAUUGGACCCCUAAUUUGGCGCAUUACUCGACAUACUCGCAGAGCGAAAUCAUACCAACGGCUAACCUGAUGUUAAAUUACAUCCUUAAGCCUAUCCGUCACGAGCAGUUCUACAAGAAGUUCGCUCGUAAACAAAACAUGAAAGCUAGUGUAUACCUUCGAACUUGGGCAUUGGAUCGGUGGCCGGAAGGCUCGCAGGUCGAGCUGCAGGCAGUGCUACCCGAACUAAAAGCAGCAAUCCGGGAACAGCGCGCGGCGGAUGAACUCGCCAAAGAAGAGGCGGUCGUGAAUGCACAACUACUUGCACGAAAGUCAUAA
This is a messenger RNA of Desarmillaria tabescens, 1611 nucleotides long. RefSeq names its product g2/mitotic-specific cyclin cdc13. Gene Ontology annotation, molecular function: cyclin-dependent protein serine/threonine kinase regulator activity. The transcript has 6 exons. The record is from RefSeq and is a predicted model, not a curated record. Bases 1 to 1611 code for a protein of 536 amino acids. Gene Ontology annotation, cellular component: cytoplasm; cyclin-dependent protein kinase holoenzyme complex; spindle pole body. NCBI's taxonomy places the organism in Eukaryota, Fungi, Basidiomycota, Agaricomycetes, Agaricales, Physalacriaceae. Gene Ontology annotation, biological process: regulation of cyclin-dependent protein serine/threonine kinase activity; mitotic cell cycle phase transition.